Molecule: messenger RNA, 588 nt
Organism: Boeremia exigua
Lineage: Eukaryota; Fungi; Ascomycota; Dothideomycetes; Pleosporales; Didymellaceae
Exons: 3
Coding region: 1-588 (195 amino acids)
Source: RefSeq, a predicted model, not a curated record
AUGCGUUUCCUUCCAGGAUUUCUCAAGCCCAGAAGGCAGUACUCUCCAUCAUCGUGUCCUCCUGCCCGGUCCAUCGCAACUGUGCAAACUAUCGACAUACUUUAUGUCACGCCUGGAUCUUAUCACGAGGUACAACGCUAUGGAAAAGUAACACUCGAUUCUGGUUGCAAACUAAACCUAAUCUCGAAAGAGCAUGCGCAGCGCCUUGGCUGGCAAGGGUCGUCCGUCAACAAACAAAGGCGCAUUGGUACUGGCUUUGGAGGCGGGAAAGUCGUGAGCCUGGAUAGGAUUGAGGCACGAUGGUACAUCUCUUCCUCGAAUAACCCACGUUACGAAACGUCUAUCUUUCACGUUGUCGAUGAAAAGGCAAUCGAUGUUGUCAUGGGCUCCGAGACGAUUGCAGAACACGGAGUCUUUGACCCGGACUCGGUCUUAUUUGGCUCACUGACUACCUACAUUCCCCCAACAAAUGUCGCGGUGCUUACCCAAGAGACGGCUAAAGCCAAAAACGAGCGUGCUCUCGCCCAGCAGCAACAGAAGCUUGACGAAGAACGAAAGAAGCGAGAAAAAGCCGCCCAGCGUUCCUAG